UGAUCCGAGAGUGAUCUAAGUUGAGUCUUCUUCUUCUUCUUCUUGCGACUUGUGCAAGGAACCUGUGUGCAUCGUUGCAGUCAGAUGUCACACAACCUUCCCACUGAAGCUUCUUGGACCGUGGUGUUGGCAUCACCUUGCUUGUGCAUGACUACAGUGUUCACCUGGCUGUGCAUCUGUUUUGAACUAGAUCAGAGACUCUGGUCAUCACUCGGGACUGCAAUCUGGAGACUGGCUCCUUGAAGUUUGCAUUAGAAUUCGGCAGAAGAUAUUUCUACUCAUUUUCUGAAUUGGUUAUGGCGAUAUCUAAGAAACUCAGUAAUUUCUUGAGGACAUUGUUUCAUCCGAAUUUUCGCUUCUAUGCUAGAUCUUUGUCGAGUUCCAGACAGACGAGUUUCUCAUCUUCGGAGGCUUUGGACAGUUGCGAAAUUUCUUGCCCCAACUUAUCCUCUGGAUCUCGCCGCCGUUCUCGCAAUUGGGUCAAAACUGUCGCUAGUUGCGACUGCGAGGACAGCUGCUGUUGGGGUCCGCCGUCAGGUGUUCCUGAAGGCUGUUUCCCCGUUUACGUGGGCCUCGAGCGGAGACGCUUUCUUAUUCAAACAUCGCACCUUAGGAACGACAUCUUCCAAUUGCUGUUGUCCAAGUCUGAGGAAGAGUAUGGUUUGAGUUGCGAAGGCGGGUUGCGUAUUGCAUGCCAUCCUGAUGUUUUUGAGCAUUUUCUGAGGUGGCUGGAAAGUAAGGAGACACAUUGUCCUCAGGAAAUGAUUCAGUUUUCAGCCCAGGAAUCUACUUCAAUUUGCGCUACGGUAUGAAACCUUCCUGCUCAUCGGAGGUCACAGACAGUCCUCAUUUUCUGCUAACAGUCGUCCAUGCAUAAUGAUCUGAAAUGUGAUUCUAGAGGAGGGUACAUCAUCAGCUUGGCGAUUUCAUGUUC
Messenger RNA from Physcomitrium patens, 934 nucleotides. RefSeq names its product auxin-responsive protein SAUR40. Lineage: Eukaryota; Viridiplantae; Streptophyta; Bryopsida; Funariales; Funariaceae. Gene Ontology annotation, biological process: response to auxin. The record is from RefSeq and is a predicted model, not a curated record.